Molecule: messenger RNA, 1295 nt
Organism: Acanthoscelides obtectus
Lineage: Eukaryota; Metazoa; Arthropoda; Insecta; Coleoptera; Chrysomelidae
Source: the annotation of a GenBank genome assembly
GCGGUGCUUACGCUCCACGCUGGCAGAAAGAAUAAUUGAUAACGAAAAACUGAAUAACUUUCUAAAAUUAGCGGGAGUGUGACGUGGCGGGCAGGCAUUUCUGAAAACGCGAGCUUUUUCGUAUAUAUUGAGACGGGAUACGCCAGUCGAAACCCAGUCGGUUGUUAUCGUUGUUGAGAACUUUCGAGGACCGCCCACUCACAAAAAAUGUCUCUGCAGCGUCAAGUAGCGGCCAAGAUUGCCUCAAAGCGCAAUCCUGAACAAGACAAAGAAGCACAAGAAUGGAUCGAGAACGUCUUGGGCGCCAAAUUCCCUCCAGGUCAGCUAUACGAAGAUGUACUCAAAGACGGUGUCAUCUUAUGUCAACUCAUCAACAAAUUGGCGCCCGGAUCAGUACCAAAAAUCAACACAUCCGGCGGACAGUUCAAAAUGAUGGAAAAUGUCAACAACUUCUUGGCGGCAAUCAAAGCGUACGGCGUCGCAGACGUAGACGUAUUCCAAACAGUCGAUUUAUGGGAAAAGAAAGACAUCGCUCAAGUCACGAACACCUUGUUCGCUCUUGGCAGGGAAACCUACAGACACCCAGAAUGGAAGGGCACCCACUUGGGCCCCAAACCAUCUGACGAGAACAAAAGGGACUUCGACGAGGCCACUCUGAGGGCCGGCGAGACGAUGAUCGGCCUCCAAGCUGGAACCAACAAGGGUGCCACCCAGGCUGGACAGAAUAUUGGGGCAGGACGUAAAAUCAUCUUGGGAAAGUAGGGUCUUGCAUGUCGAGACAUUUCUUAUAACGUUAAUGUAUUUGUACCAAGUUUCCAUAUUUUUUUAUUUGACGUUGUAUUUUAGUUACGUAACCAAAAUAUAAAGCUGUUUAUUUUUUUUCAAUUGGUUUAUUUUCAUUCCCUAAAUAUACUAAGUGACAUACUGAGAGACACCUACGUAUUGUAACGAAUAGCGCCAUCUGUUGGGCGAGUCUCCUACUCGCCAGAGCCUAAAUGCCGAUCUCUGCUUUUACGCGAACCACGGCGCACAAGCCGCCUGUGAGGAGCGUGACAGUGAAUGGCCUUCUAGAUCGACGCGAAGUGAUCUCCAACAUUCUAGAUGUCGCUGUGGCGGUAAUUGGGACUAUAUAUAACUCGGCGGCCGGGAGAUGGAGGGAGAGUAAGGAAUACGGUGGAGUAGCAGAGCGGAGAGAAGUUAUGUGCAGUCAGUGGUGUACAUAAAUGUUCUGUUUAGUUAAGUUGAAGUUGAUUGUGUUGUGUUGUAAAUAAAUUCGUGCAUUUCUUUUUGUGGAA